This is a messenger RNA of Peromyscus leucopus (white-footed mouse), 1490 nucleotides long. Its product is annotated as apolipoprotein L6-like. Lineage: Eukaryota; Metazoa; Chordata; Mammalia; Rodentia; Cricetidae. Gene Ontology annotation, biological process: lipid transport; lipoprotein metabolic process. Gene Ontology annotation, molecular function: lipid binding. The coding region runs from base 134 to 1078 and encodes 314 amino acids. Gene Ontology annotation, cellular component: membrane; extracellular region. The transcript is spliced from 4 exons. The record is from RefSeq and is a predicted model, not a curated record.
UCUGCAGGGAGGACAGACAGACCUCUUCCCUGCUGAGCACCCCAGUCACUUGCACUGUGAAGGAGAGCAGGGCCGUCCUUCCAGACAUCGCCACAGCAGAAUCUGCCAAGAAGACAACUUGACCCAUAAGGACAUGGCUUUGGUGCUAAUGCGAAAGAUGAACCAUCCUGCGGAGAAGGAAUAUGAGGCUGAUGUUGGCUGGCAAAGUGAUGAGGAUGGUGGUCCUCUGGGUGGACACGCGACUGAUGAGGGAGAAGUAGAGGUUGAAGAUGAUGCCCUGACAGAUGAAGAACUUGCGUUUUUAAAACAGUUCCCUAGCCGGAAAAAGGAUGCGGAAGAGCGCAUCAGAAAACUCUAUGCCAUUGCAGACAGCAUUGACAAAAGCCACCAAAAAGCCACCAAGACCAACGUGGUGUCUAAGUCUGCAUCAGUCGUCUCUGGAUUCAUGAGUCUCAUGGGUUUGGCCCUUGCUCCAGUAACUGUAGGUGGAAGCCUGAUGUUCACUGCUGCUGGGGCAGGUUUAGGGGUAGUUGCUGGGGUCACCAAUAUUGUGACCGAUGUGAAGGAAAAUUUUCGCAAGAGAGAAGCCCUAGCUGAGGCCAACCAAAUCAUGCCUACCAGUGAGGAAGAUUUGGAGUAUGUCGGAGGGAAGAAGAUGGCUUAUGUCACGGCCACUGGUGGGAUUGUCUACAAAUGUGGGCGCGCCUGGGAAACUCUCGGAAUGAACGCCCGAGCCCUCAAGCUCUCCAAAACACACCCGCAUCUCACCUCGGCUGCCAAGAAACUCCUUACUUCUGGCCAAGUCUCAGCUCAAAGCAGCAGGCAGGUGAAAAAGGCCUUUCAAGGCACAGCCCUGGCAAUACCCAAAGGUGCUCUCAUGAAGAAUGGUGUAUUGACCUCCUUCUUUCUUGCCAAAGACAUACGUUCUCUCUAUGCGGAUUGGAAGGACCUGGAGGCUGGAUCGCCAACGGAGCUUGCAAAAGAGUUAAGAGAGCGGGCUGAAGUGCUGGAUCGGGUAUUAUCAGACGAGACCCGUCGCUACCAAAGCCUGAAGAAGAAACUCAAGAGACUCAAGUGAGGUGUUCUUUGAUAACGGCCCUGGAGACAGCCUCAGCCUCUAACUUCGAUCAAGAAAGCAAGCCUCGGGGCAGCAGUGAAGAGGAGCUGAGGCCAUGGAUAUUUGAGAUCAAUUAAAGGGGACCAGGGCGGGGGUAGCAAGGCUGGCAGAGGUGAUGACUGGAGGCUCAUACACAGGGAGGUGCCACGGAGUUGAGGAACCUGUCUGACUCCAUUUUGAAGGCAGAAGCCAUUUUGUUAUUUUGUUAAAAAUAAGUUUCCAUUUGCUGUAAGAGCUGAGUUUCUGUUUUCUAGAACCAGACCUGCCCCAACCCAUGACCUUGUUUUUGAGAACAUCCUGACCCUCCCUAAUCAGUGACCACCUGAUGAUAACUGUUGAUUUUUUGCAAUGUUUUUUCUGUACUUCUUUGUCU